Messenger RNA from Phytophthora sojae, 885 nucleotides. RefSeq lists its product as hypothetical. The record is from RefSeq and is a predicted model, not a curated record. The transcript has a single exon. Bases 1 to 885 code for a protein of 294 amino acids. NCBI's taxonomy places the organism in Eukaryota, Oomycota, Peronosporomycetes, Peronosporales, Peronosporaceae.
AUGAAUAUCUCGGAGCUGCUGUGCUCAUCAGUCGAAGUGGACGACGCCACCAAAGAACUGCAAGACCCAAGGCCGUCUCGACCUCAACCGUGUCGUAAACCUCGAUCCAAAGCCACAGCCGUCGCGGGUUUCGUCCCCGACAAUGAGCGGAAGCGGCCGUGCCGACUGAGUGCCACCCGCAAGAGGCGACGUCAAGAACGCGAGGAGCUCGAGUCGCGCGAGUUCAACCUCACGCUGGACAUCAACGAGCUGCGUCGGCAGGUGACGCACUUGCUGGAGUGCCGCGACCUGUGCCUUACCCAGUUGUUCGUGCACCGCCAGCGCAUCGAGAGCGACGUCGUGUGUAUUGUGACAAGUCUUUUGAACGAGUUCAACUGCGACGGGCUCAGCGUGAGCUCGAAGGCUCUGAGCUGCUUCUUCCCUCGCCAGCACUUGGCCGGUCUCGAGUCUGGCCACAAGGUUCAAGACCUCGUCCUGGGGGGAGGGGCCCACGUGUUCAGCCAUCGGGCGUGGACUACGACGUCGAUCAAAGUGGUGCGCUUCGUCGAAGAGGAGGACGAGGACGAAGACGGAGACGCCGCAGAUGCAGCGGAGACCCGACGACUGUGCGGCGGCACCAGCGGCUGCGUGGUCGAGGCCAACGGCGUGUUCACGGGACGCAUCAAGCGCGAGAUGCUCGCGGCCUUCUUCCCGCACGCGCUGUCGAGCGAGGCGCUGGUGGCGCAGCUCCUCGGCUUCCGCGUCACGUGCCCGAUCCAGUUGGUCCUGUACUUCGACACCAACCGCUGCGUCACGCACCAGGUCGCGCAGAUCAACAUCCUAGCCGCCAUGGACGCCCUGCACAAGGCCCGGCCCAGCGUGUUCGCACAGCUCAUGGGGCAGUAA